Messenger RNA from Balaenoptera musculus (blue whale), 1028 nucleotides. Its product is annotated as protein HP-25 homolog 1-like. Gene Ontology annotation, molecular function: protein binding. NCBI's taxonomy places the organism in Eukaryota, Metazoa, Chordata, Mammalia, Artiodactyla, Balaenopteridae. The record is from RefSeq and is a predicted model, not a curated record.
AUGGGUUCACAGGGUGGUAUUGAAGAAAUGACUAGGAGAGAGGGAAUAACCAAAACAAAGUUCAUCAGCUUAACAGGCCCAGGCGUGGCCAUCACAAGAAGAGAUGUCUUCCGGAGAUGGGUGGACAGAAGUUUCUGGAUUUUAGCUUUAUUUGUCCUGUUCGAUGUCAAAUCUUCAGCAGAUUCUCAGCUAUGUGAACCUUGUGGACCCCAAGGACCUCCAGGACCCAGGGGUCCUCCAGGGCUACUUGGUUUAGCAGGACCCCCACGUGUAACAGGACCAAGAGGUAUACCUGGGGUGCCUGGAGCAGUUGAGAAAUGCCCAUGUCUACCUCAAUCUGCCUUUUCUGUCAAGCUGAGUGGGCAUCUCCCAGGACCCUCCCAGCCCAUUGUCUUCCAGGAAGUUCUGUACAACCGUCAGGGCCACUUUGACCUGGCCACUGGAGUGUUCACCUGCAGCGUUCCCGGUGUGUACCACUUUGGCUUUGACAUUGCAUUGUUUCAGAAUGCUGUCAAGGUGAGUCUCAUGUGGAAUGGCAUCCAGGUCUGGGACAAAUGAGCAGAGGCCAAGGACAGCCGUGAGCAAGCUUCAGGAAGUUCCAUCUUGCAGCUGGAGAAAGGGGACAGGGUCUGGCUGGAGUCUAAGCUGGACAAAGAAGAAUCUGAAAAAGGAACUACUCACACUGUGUUUUAUGGGUUUUUGCUCAGUGGAAAUUAGGACAGCUAGGGGUAACUGCAUGAUUCUCUCCCUCAUGUAACACUGAAUUUAAGAAAAGAAGCCUUCUACUCUUCUCAUUCCACAUAGUUCUUCUAGGAUGAAGAGCUCACAAAAUCAGUAAUGACCAAGUUGAACAAAAUGAAUGUAUUACCAAUCGCUGAAACCAAUGAAGACUCAUGGUUCAUCAAUUUGUCAAUAAUUUCUUAUUUGUGAUUCCCAAAAUUCAAGAUCCUAGGUGGCAAAAAUGUGGGGAGGGGCAUCCCUGGCAGUUCAGUGGUUAAGACUUCACCUUCCAAUGCAGGGGGUGCGGG